AUGGCGCAGAAUGAUGACAUCGAGAAGUAUAAAAAGUUUUUGUAUGAAGUACUCCGUCCGGAUUAUUUGAAAACAGUGAAACAGGAAGAAGAAAUGAUUCAAGAAAAACAUGAAUAUGAAAUUUUGCUAGUUUCUGUAACAAAAAUCAUUGAAUCCGAAGCACAGAGCUUGAUGACAAGGAUGAACUUGGGACAUCAUGUGUUUGCCAACGCUGAAAUAGAGGAUUGUAGCAAAGUUAUCGUGAAAAUGACAGGGGACAUGUUUGCGGAAUUGCCUCUGGAUCGAGCUGUAGGUUUUAUAGAAAAGAAGAUUGAGAUAUUAGGUCAGAGAGCUGAAAGAAUUCAGGAAACAGCUAGUAAAAUAAGAGCUCAUAUGGAUUAUGUACUUUCGUCUAUAGCUAGUUAUGAAAAAUUGUUAUGA
Auanema sp. JU1783 is the source of this 420-nucleotide messenger RNA. The record is from the annotation of a GenBank genome assembly. NCBI's taxonomy places the organism in Eukaryota, Metazoa, Nematoda, Chromadorea, Rhabditida, Rhabditidae.